This is a messenger RNA of Myotis myotis, 2078 nucleotides long. RefSeq names its product leukocyte immunoglobulin-like receptor subfamily A member 6. Gene Ontology annotation, biological process: cytokine-mediated signaling pathway. NCBI's taxonomy places the organism in Eukaryota, Metazoa, Chordata, Mammalia, Chiroptera, Vespertilionidae. The transcript has 8 exons. The record is from RefSeq and is a predicted model, not a curated record. Gene Ontology annotation, molecular function: inhibitory MHC class I receptor activity.
GCCAGUCUCCCAGUGCCCACACCCUCUGUGCCUGCCCAGAUGGCACAAUCGCAUUCACUUUGCAUCAGAGCGAGGAGACACCAUGACCUCCACCCUCAUCGCAGUGCUUUUCAUUGGGCUGAGUGUGGACCUCAGAACCCCAGUGCAGUCAGUGCCCCUCCCCAAACCUACCCUCUGGGCUGAGCCAGGUUCUGUGAUCCCCUGGGGGAGCCCUGUGACCAUCUGUUGUCAGGGGACCCUAGAAGCUGAGGAGUACCUUCUAUAUAAAGAGGGAACCCCAGUGCCAUUGGACAGAGUGAAGCCACUGGAGCCCGGGGACAAGGCCAAGUUCUCCAUCACACACAUGACAGAGCUACAGGCAGGGAGAUAUCGCUGUCACUAUUACAGCCCUGAUGGCAGGUCAGAGCGCAGUGACCCCCUGGAGCUGGUGGUGACAGGAGCCUACAGCAAACCCAGCCUCUCAGCCCUGCCCAGUCCUGUGGUGACCUCAGGAGGAAACGUGACCCUCCAGUGUAGCUCAAGGCAGGGAUUUGACUGGUUCCUUCUGACUAAGGAAGGAGACCACAGGCUCUACAGGACCCUGGACUCACAGCCACAGCCCAGUGGGCAGUUCCAGGCCCUGUUGCCUGUGGGCCCCGUGACCCCCACACAUAGGUGGAAGUUCAGAUGCUAUGGCUGUUACAGGAAUAGGCCCCAGGUGUGGUCACCAGCCAGUGACCCCCUGCAGCUCCUGGUUUCAGGUGAGUCUGGGAAGCCCUCCCUCCUGAGCCAGCAGGGCCCCAUCGUGGCCUCUGGACAGAACCUGACCCUCCAGUGUUGCUCUGAUGUCGGCUAUGACAGAUUCGCUCUGCACAAGGAGGGGGGACGGGACCUCCCCCAGAGCCUUGUCCUGCAUCCCCAGGCUGGGCUCUCUCAGGCCCACUUCCCCCUGGACACUGUGAGCAGCUCCCAUGGGGGCAGGUACAGAUGCUACGGUGGAUACAACCUCUCCUCUGAGUGGUCGGCCCCCAGUGACCCCUUGAACAUCCUGGUGGCAGGACAACUGCCUGACAGACCCUCCCUCGCGAUGGUCAUGCAUUCAGGAGCCUGGGUGGCCUCAGGAGUGAACGUGACCCUUCUGUGUCAGUCACAGAGCCCGAGGGACAUGUUUCUUCUUUCCAAGGAGGAGGCAGCCGAUCCCCCCCUGCGUCUGAGAUCAAAGCACCAAGCUCAACAGUUCCAGGCAGAGUUCUCCAUGAGUCCUGUGACCUCAGCCCUCGGGGGCACCUACAGGUGCUACAGCUCACGCAGCUCCUUCCCCUUCCUGCUGUCAUUGCCCAGUGAGCCCCUAAAGCUCCUGGUUUCAGGAGCAGCCGACACCAUCAGCCCCUCACAGAACAACUCAUACCCCAAGAGUGCCUCUGACCCACAAGACUACACUGUGGAGAAUUCCAUCCGGUUGGCCGUGGCUGGAUUGGUCCUGGUGCUGCUGGGGGUGCUGCUCUAUCAGGCCUGAAACAGCCAGAGAAGGACCCAGGAUACAGACAGGACGUGAACACAGAGGGAACUAUUCCCUCUUCAGAGAGGGGGAGCCUUGGAAGUGAAUCUCAUGUGCCCAGAAGGUUCUGGAAGAUAACGUGGGACAUAUGCUGAGGGACCUGUCUGCGGCUCCUUGCAGGUGGAGGAGUCAUUGCUCAUGUGCAGGGACUAGGUCUGGACCUUCUUCCCUUGAACUGUGGUCCUUUCCCUCCCGACCACUGUGAGUCCUGUGACUGGUUCCUGACUUUCCUCAUUUUGGUGAAAUUUGCAUUAAUUCCACUUGGCAGGAACAGGUCCACACCUCCAUACACUUUCAUGGAAUGUUUUCCUUUAUUUCUAACCACAUGAACCUUGAUGUCUGUAUGAAGUCCCCAUCUCCUGAGUCCAGAGAAUGCUCUCUAUUGUAAUCUACAAGGGGCACAAUUCAUCCUGUAAGAGAUAAACCCACAGGAGGCCCUAACGCCCUCUCUGGACUCCACACGCCCUUCCCUGGCCAUCGGAUGCCACCUGUGUGCUUUCUGCAGCAACCUCACUCAUUGGAAUCAAGACCUGGUGGUUUG